AUGUUUAAAGAACGAGAACUUACUAAAGUAGAGAUAGAAAAAAUCAUUGAUUUAUCUAUUAAAGCUAAAGAUUAUGCCUAUUGUCCUUAUUCGAAAUUCCGAGUUGGUGCUGCACUUCUUGAUGAGAAAGGGAAUUGGUAUACCGGCGUGAAUAUUGAGAAUGCUUCUUAUGGUGGUGUGAUCUGUGCAGAACGCACCGCAUUUGUGAAAGCAAUUAGCGAAGGUCAAAAGAAUUUCGUUGCCCUCGGCGUAUCCACGGAUGUCAACGAAUUCACAAGACCUUGUGGCAUAUGCCGCCAAUUUAUGAUUGAAUUUGGUGAACAUCUUCCAAUUUAUCUCAUUCAACCUGAUAGAUCUUAUCUUAAAGUUAUACUUAAAGAUUUAUUACCAGAUCAUUUUAAACUUGACAUAUAA
Funneliformis geosporum is the source of this 414-nucleotide messenger RNA. The record is from the annotation of a GenBank genome assembly. Lineage: Eukaryota; Fungi; Glomeromycota; Glomeromycetes; Glomerales; Glomeraceae.